UUAUACAGAAUGAAGUAUUAAUGGAAAAUUGUCAAACAAAGCACCUCGUGGCAGAAGAAAUUAUUCGAUUCAGCACAGAACUGAGCGAAGGUUGAGCGGAAAGUGAAGUGACUGAUGGAAAAGUUCGGAGACUUGUUAAAAAUAAAUUGAACACUAAGAGUGCGUUUGUGCUUCAAGGAAGGAGUUUAACUCAAGGCAAUAUUAAAGAUGGCCACCAGCGACUAUGGCGGCAACCUUGGCUGGGACUAUGCCACGUUCUUCAUCUUCGUGAUCGUGUCCACCCUGGUACCACUAUGGGGCCGCUUCUUCGGUCGGAAGGAGAAAACCAAAGCCGAAUACGUCUUCGGAAUGGGCACGAUCUCCGUCGGGGCCAUGAUGCUGUCGAUCGCCCGUGGAACCCUCGGCGUCCGUUCGCUGCUCGGCUACCCGAGCGAGCUGUUCUACCGUGGAUCGGCCAUGUGGGAAACCCUGUACGGUAUGGUGACCGCCUAUCCGAUCGUAUGCUUCGUCUUCAUUCCGGUGUACUUCAAUCUGGGAAUAACUUCGGUUUACCAGUAUUUGGAUUUGAGAUUCAACAGCCGCCUGGUUCGCUGUCUCGCAUCCGGAACGUACAUAGUACGAGCAUUGCUGAUCCUAGGUUGCACCCUUUACACUCCGGCCGUUGCUCUGAACACCGUCGUUGGAGUCCCGUAUUGGGCCUCGCUCCUCCUGAUCACGGUCACCACGAUUGCAUUCAAUCUUCUGGGUGGCCUGAAGGCUGCCAUCACGGCGGAUGUGAUCCAAGGGGUCACAAUGAUUCUGAUCAUGAUCGCCAUCGUCAUCCAGUCCAUGGUCAAUAUCUGGGGAAUCGAUGAGAUCGUUACCAUUCCGGCUGAAAAAGGUCGCCUAACAUUCUUCAACUUCACCGGUGACUUGACGGUUCGAGUGGAUACCACUUCGGCCUGGCUCGGACAGCUGUUCAUGUCAUUGAGCAUCUUCGGUUGCCAGCAAAGUUUCGUUCAGCGAUACCUUAGUAUGGGCUCGUUUCGGGAAAUUCAACGCACCUUGAUGACCAACGUUCCGAUCAUAAUCAUCCUCUUCACGUUGGUUUGGAUUGUUGGGAUGGGGAUCUUCUCGGUGUACGUCGAUUGUGACCCGAUGGCCGCUGGUUUCAUAAGCAAGAUCGACGAAAUAGCGGCAUUCUUCGUGCAGGAUAAGUUCUCCUACCUUCCGGGAUUCCUGGGUCUCUUCAUGGGAUCGCUGCUGAACGGAGCGCUGACGUUGAAUGUUUCCAACAUUAACGCUGCGGCUACUGUCACGUGGGAGGACUUUCUGGCACCACUGCCGUGCUUCAAAGAUACGCGUGACAAGAAGCAGCUGAAGAUGAUCCGACUGAUCGGUGCCAUUUACGGAGUAGUCGUUAUGGGAAUAGGAUUCGCCGUCGGUUUGCUUUCGGGGGUGAUCGAGAGUAGCAUGUUGAUGACCUCGGCUACAUCCGGUCCCCUGCUAGGGGUUUUCCUACUCGCAAUGCUCGUCCCCGCGGCCAACUGGAAAGGGGCAGCCAGUGGAAUGAUCAUUUCCCAUAUCGUGACCCUUUGGAUCACGUUUGGAGGGUUGACAAUCGAUAACCAGACACCACUUCUACCUACUUCUGUCGAGGGUUGCACAAACGAGACCUUUGCCCAGUCAAUCGCGAGGCCAUCAGAUUCGUGGCUGUUAUCCACCAUCACGAAUGCUCCACCGGAGGUACCGUUUCAGAAUAUAACCGCCACCGAUUCGUCGUCAUUCCAGUUUCCGGAAAGCAUCUACGCAGUGUCCUACAUGUACUACAGCUUGAUCGGAACAUUUAUCACUAUGGUGAUCGGAACGAUCGUCAGCUAUGCCACCAGCCACCCGGAUGAUGCCUACGAUCAGAGGUUGCUCCAUUCUGCGGUCCACAAGUUGAGUCGAGCAUUGCCGGGAAAGGAACGAUGCUAUGUGGUUAAUCCAAAGAUCAAACCAAAAUUUGAGACGAAUCUACAGGGGCAAUGUAAUGCGGCAUUCGAGGAGAAACCGUAAG
Molecule: messenger RNA, 2038 nt
Organism: Ochlerotatus camptorhynchus
Lineage: Eukaryota; Metazoa; Arthropoda; Insecta; Diptera; Culicidae
Product: sodium-coupled monocarboxylate transporter 1-like
Exons: 6
Coding region: 208-2037 (609 amino acids)
Biological process (GO): transmembrane transport; sodium ion transport
Cellular component (GO): membrane
Molecular function (GO): symporter activity
Source: RefSeq, a predicted model, not a curated record